Messenger RNA from Chrysemys picta bellii (western painted turtle), 2476 nucleotides. The record is from RefSeq and is a predicted model, not a curated record. Lineage: Eukaryota; Metazoa; Chordata; Testudines; Emydidae.
CCUUGGGGCACUCCGCUUGAAACCGGCUGCCAACUAGACAUGGAGCCGUUGAUUGUUACCCGUUGAGACUGACGAUCUAGCCAGCUUUCUAUCCACCUUACAGUCCAGCGGGAUGCCCUGCUGGCAGGUCUCACCCGUUAAGACACCAGACUCCCCAAGGAAGGAGAGUCCUGGGGAAAGCCAGAGCUCAGCAGAGAACUUCUCAAUGCUUCCCUGUGUGUGCAUUUACUAGUGGAAUUGCCCCCCCAUCCUUUUCUCCCAGGCCUGCUGCCAGCGAUUUGGAGGGGGGAGGCUUCUCAGCCUGGGAGAAGACAAACCAGCCCAGCUGAAGAUGGGAAAAACCUAUUGGUUCCCCUGGCCCUUCCCCAGUAGGGGAGUGGCUGAAGACUGUCUGUUCCCAUCACACCCCAGUGCCUUCUCGGCACUCAUGCUGUGGCCAGCCGGGCUGCCCUUUCCCCAGAGACUGGGCUGCAGGAGGGAAAGGGCACAACCUGCCGAAUGCCAAAGGAGGUGAUUACAUUGGCAGAGGAGCAGUUACUCCCCUGGCGAAUCCGGGGAUCCGGUCGUCAGUCUGCAGAGAGCGCUGUCAUGUGAGGCUCCGGCCUGUCCUGGGGGAGAGCGGAGGAUGAGCCCCGUGCCCCCGUCUGCAGCGUCGCCCGGCUGUUGUCACGCGGUACAGGCUGACCCCGUUCCGACCCGCCACCGGCACCGAGCGGAAGGAUGAACGCUUCCGGGGAUGCAGAGAGCAUCCGGAGGUGCGUCAUCUGGCUCUCAGACCCACUCUCGCUCGUCAUCAUCCUGGCCAACCUCUUCAUCAUCCUCGGGAUCCUCCGCAACCGGAAGCUGCCCAGGGCCGCCAGUUGGUUCUUUCUCAGCCUCCUGUUUGCUGAUCUCCUGGCCGGGGUGGCCCUGCCCUUCAUCCCCAGGAUGCAGUGUGAGAAUAACCGGGGCUACCACAGCUGCUUCUUCGUUCAUGUGACCCCCAACUACUUCUUCCUCGCCUUCCUGGCCAACCUGCUGGCGGUGCACUACGAGAAGUACCUGUGCAUCCGCUACCCGCUGCACUACCACCACUUCUGGGUGCACCGCUGGGUGCCCCUCUGCCUGCUGCUGACCUGGGCACUGCCUUUGCUCUUUGCCUGCCUGCCGGUGCUGGGGUGGAACCAGUGGGGACCCAACUCCAACUGCUCCUACAAACAGAUCUUCCCCCCUGCCUACCUCUACCUGGAGAUCUACGGCUUCCUCAUCCCCUCCAUCCUGGCCAUGGCCUUCAUGUCCACCCAGAUGCUGCGGGUGGCCAGGCACCAGCUGCAGGAGAUCAAGAAGGUGCUGCGCUCCGUGCACCAAGGCCAGGGCCCCUCGGAGCUGGAGCAGCAGCUGGAGCUGAGGCACGCCAAGUGCAUCGCCAGCCUCUUCCUGAUCUUCCUGGUGUGCUGGGUGCCCUACGUGGCCGGCCUGCACGUCUCGGUGCUGGCCAUCCAGAACCACAUCUCCAUUGACAAAUACACCCUCCUCAUCCUCACCUGCGUGGGCAGUGGCAGCGCCGCCGUGGUACCCAUCAUCCUGGGGCUUAGCAACCGCCAGUACACCCAGUUCUGGAGGGACGUGGCGGCCAAGGGCUACGCUGGCUGCAGGGCGCGGUGCUGCGAGCGAGGGGAGGCCGGACGCCACCAGGAUGGGACGUCACAGAGCAGGGCCCCCUGUCCUCCGGCAGAAGGGCUGGCUUCAGCUCCCAGCUGAUGUCCUGGCCCCUGCGAUGGAGACGCCAAACCUGCGACCGUGGCCUCUUGCCACAACAAGACAAGGCUGGGAUUCACUGGAGAUGCAGCCGCUGGGGGGUCAACGUGGACCUUCCGGAGGGAUCCAGUGAUUUACUGGGCCGUUAUAUUUUAAUGACUGAGGUGGGUAGGUAACCUCAUCCUCCCCCGCCCACACACGGAGGCUGGGCUGGUCAUUGCUGUUUUCUGCACUUUGAUUGGUCUAAAGAGCAAGCGUGGGUCUCAUGCUCCGUCCAAUCAGAUGUCGGUACGUUCGUUUUUCAAAGCAGGCCGUCGAUUCCGUGAACGAUCUCGGCUUCUGAGUGGCCGGUUCCUCACUACACGAUCCACCCUCCUGCAACCGGAUUGGCUGGGGUGGCUUCCAUCUGGUGUGCUUCCAUCCCACGACGAUGCUCAUCAGUUAUAUUUGUCCCCCGGGGGUAAGACCUGAGUUUCUGGGCUGGUGUGGGACCCGAUCCUGCCAGGGUCUAAAGGGUGCCCUGACCUCUCAGGGUCAGGGCCGCCAGCAUUCUCAGAUCCUUUGCUGAGGUUAACCCCGAGGUGAAUGUGUGACGUCGCUGCGCCCCGUGGGUGCAGACUACAGGGCGACGUCUGAGGCCCUCUAUUCUUGCUGCCAAUGGGGCUGGGAAUUCCUGGGGCCCCAGUACCCUCGCUGGUGCAACUUGAAGAGACUCCCUCCCUCCAAGUGCGAUUAGACG